AUGAUCGACGGAACACUCCUUCCUUCCUGGUUCCGAAUCCUCCUACUGGGUCUCAGCAUCUACUCAUAUAUACCCCAGCUUCAACUCCUCUGGACAACCAAGAAUAGCUCCAGUCUUUCUCUGUGCUAUCUACUAUUUAAUCUCAUAUGUGCGACCGAACAGUUUCUCCUUGCAUUUAUCUGCAUUAGCAACCCAGAUCCGAAUGUGUUCGUGGAGGAUCGUGGAUCUUUGAGAGACUGGUUGAACCUCAUUCAAAUAACGGUGGUCUGGCUACUCUCUGGCCUCACGUCAUACCCCUCCACCUCAUCCUUCCGCCAGAAGCUCUACGCUGCCUUGUGGUACAUCAUCUUCCUCCUCAUAGCCGUCCUCCCAGCAUUAUGCGUAGCCGCCACACCGGAUCUAAAUAAAGAAGACCCAAGCUGGGCGCAUGAGUUGCUCUUUGUCAUGAUGAGUAGUGUCCAUGUCAUAUUUGUCAGCCCCGUCACGACAAUUCUCGCAUUCGGCGCCCUAUUCUGCCAGACGCCGAAACUGCGGAAAGGAGUGCCGUCGCCGCGGGCUUUGAGUCUUCGAGGACUCGCGCUCCAGACAGGAGUAUUCUCGGUUCUUGCGCUGACUUGGCCCUUCCGUAUCAUAUAUCUCGGACCCGAGUGGGAUAUACUUUCAUCGUGGUUUGCGCUGUUUAAUUGGUAUAUGUUAGUCGGUUGGGUGGCUGUGGACUCUGCGGUCAUUGCACUGGUUCAGGGGAUUCUGCUGUGGUUGGCGUAUAGGAAUAGGAAGUACUGGCGUUUUGAUGAGGGGGAUGAGACUGAGCCGCUGUUGGCUAAUAGGGAAUAA
Aspergillus neoniger CBS 115656 is the source of this 834-nucleotide messenger RNA. RefSeq lists its product as uncharacterized. Lineage: Eukaryota; Fungi; Ascomycota; Eurotiomycetes; Eurotiales; Aspergillaceae. The transcript has 3 exons. Bases 1 to 834 code for a protein of 277 amino acids. The record is from RefSeq and is a predicted model, not a curated record.